UCGGAUGAAAUGAAGUUUGUUUUCGUUUUGAUUUAAUUAUUUUCCCAAGUUUUCAAUAACUUUACUUUCAUUAGGAUAGGCUAUCUGUUAAUUAUUACUAAGUAAAUAUAAUAAUAAAACAGUGAAGUGUCCUAAUAUGCAUGUGUUUUCAAAAAAAUUACAAAAAUGAGAAAAUCUAGACUUCCGUCACCUUCUCGAUCACAAGGAGUACUCACUCCGCGUCGUUACAAGUCUCGUGGAACCCGUAGCGAAGGUUCUCCUGCGCGAUCCAACACCUCUGAUAGAUUGACAUCAUUAAUACAAUUCGGAGACAAUAACGCAAACUCCUUUGUGCUGUCUCCAAUAAAUAAUAGACGGUCUUUGUUGACCGAUAAUACAGAUAUUGAGGAGCCAAAACGCCGGAGCUGGUGGAAGAAACUCAAUGAAAAUACUACUGAUAUUAUGGAAGUAAUGAACACUAAAACAGAAGAAUUGAAUAAUGUUGUUGAAGAAUAUAUUGAUGUAGAAGUACUAAGCCAAGAAAAAAAGAACUAUACUUUAGACUUGCCUGAGAGCAGUGAUGGCGAAUCUAUUAGCAGUAUAGUAAUUCCACAACGUAAACUGUUUACUCAGAAAGAAAAUCACCCACAUAAUAAGUUUGGACAACUUAUAGAAAGUAGGGAAUCAUUGGCCAAACUUCAUAAAACAAAUACAAACCUCGAAAAAUCCAUAAAUGUUGCGCCAAAAAAUCUUUUUGGACAAAGUUCUAAGCAGAGGAAUAAAAUUGCAUUUCCUGCUGCUCUACUUAAUAUUUCUCCAAAUAAAACAGUUAAUAAAACAAAAGCGAUAGCACCAGCUGAAGAAAAGGGGCAAGUUAGGAAUCUUUUUGGUAAUAAAGCAGGUACUAAACGAAAAAAUAUAUUUGCUGAUUUUAUUAUGUCUGAUAGUGAAGAGGAAAUACCUGAAAUACAGCCUAAAGUAUUUGGUUUUCAAAGGAAAUGUGAUCAAAUGCCACAUCGCCGACGCAGUUCCGCUUCUAAUGGUAUUAGAGAACAUUCGCCAACCUCCAGUAUUACUACUGAUAUUGAAAUGGAUGAUUGGAAACUAUUACCAUCUUCUACCAUGGUUGAAAAUCAAUUAGAAGAUAUGAUGGCUAGUGGUAAAACCCCUGUAAAAAGAGCCAAGUUAAGCAAACUUUCAGAAGUGAAAGAAUCUGAAAUUAGAAGUAACAUCAGUAUUGCUACUUGCAACACUGAUGAUAAAACAAGCCAAUCCAAUAAAUCAAAUAAAUCCAAACAACAAAAUAUAACAGAAAAGCAAAUGAAUAUGUCUUCCAAAUCAAAUAAGUCCAAGAGUACAAUAUCUUCUAAUGCUGUUGUGGAAGAACCACAAAAUGAAUCUCGAUUAAAUAAAACUAUGGAUAUCCAAUUAAAUCAUUCUGUUACAUUGAGAUCAAAAUCUAUAAGUGGGGAUAUUGUUGACCAGUCCAUAAAUAAAAGCAAAAAUAUGUCUAAUAGUAUACAUAAAGGUGGCCGAAAAGAACUAUCAAAUAGCAAAAAUGUAGGUAAUGAUGAUAAAGAAAAAGCUGUUAAUAUUAAUAUUAACGAACAAUCAAACAAAUCUCACCAAUAUGAAGCAAUUCCUGUCAAGGUUGUUUUACAAGAUGAUGAAAACAUGGAAACAUCUACAUGCAGCAGACCCAAUAUGACUAUUUUAGAAAAAAGUAAUUUAAAUAUUUGUAUUAACAACAAAACGAACACUAUUAUUAAUGAUUCACAAAAACAUACAUCUCAUAAUGAAAAUGUUAUGUUAUCAAAAUCGCGACGAGUAAAUAGAGUUAUAAAUGAAACAGAGACAGAUUUAUCUAAACCAAGUGAUUUAUCAGAACAUUCAAACCAGAAUGAAAACCGAAAUGUUAAUAAGGAAUCAUCUCAUAUUCGUAUUAGUACUGCUGAACCACUUCUGGGAUCUCACGACGAAGUAAUAAAUGAUGAAUUAGAAAACCUUGGUAACAAAAGUCGUAAUAAGGUUAAUGAAGUUCUGGUUACUAGCACUAACGACGCCUCAAAUAACAACGAAAAUGGAACCAAAAGUUGUGAAACCAUGGAAGUUAACACUGCAAAUAAUCAAGAAAUUGAAUGUAAUGAUCAAAGUGAUAAAGGUCAUAGUGAAAAUAAUAGUCAACUAGAAAAUGUGGAAGACAAUAAAAAUGUUAGUAAUAAUACUGAUGCUGAAGAAUUUGAAGAUGAAAUUGAAAUUCAAGACAGAAAUGAAAGUUUAGAGAGCCUAGAUCAGAAUCAGAAAGAUGGGGAAAAUGAAUCUAUUCUACAGAAAAGCCUUAACAUAAUUGACAAUAAUGAAGAAGUAGACGAUGAAGACGAAUUGGAGAAUAAUAGUGAUGAGAAUCAAGAGGAAGAACAAGAUAGUGAAGAGACAGAUAAUGAAAGCGAUAUCAAUAAUAGAAGCAAUUCUACUCGAGAAGAAAGUAGAAAAGAAACGGAAAAUGAAAGUGAAGCAGAGGACAAUACUAAUGAGAUUCAAAAUGAAAACCAAAGCAACAAAGAAAUGGAUAAUGAAAGUGAAGCAGAGAAUGAACAAGAUAUUGAUAAUGACGACAAUAGUGAGAGUUCGGAAAAUAACCAACAUGAAGAAUUGGAAAUGGAUAACGAAAACGAAGUUGAGGAUGAGAUUGAGGAAAUUCAAGAAGAGAAUGAAGAUGAUAGUGAUCAAAAAUUGCAAUAUGAAAGUGACGAAGAUCAGAAUGAUACUCAUGAUGAAGUCAUGCAUUCUGAAGAAGAGGAAGAAUUAAAUAAUGAACUGGUACUAGCAAAGGAUACGGAACAUGAAACACCUGAAGGUCAUGAUAGAACCGAGAUUAACCAAACAAGACUUGAAAGAAAACAAAACUCGCCUGAAGCUAUCCUUUCGAAUAAAACAAAUCAAAUUGACUCCUUUACUGUACAGGGUCGAAACACCAGUGUUAGAAUGACUAAAAGUAUGAUCAGACCACUCAAUAUAAAACCAAGUCUGGCCCCCGUUAGGGAAAGUACAGGCAUAUCUGAUGGUACUAGAAAUUCAAGUGCAGAAGGAUCUGGUUGGGACUCGCAUAGAACUACAAGGAAGACAUUACGCCAAACAUUCGGACGAGACUUUACUCCUCGCAAAUCUCUUAGAGCAUUAGUUAUGGAAAAGUCUGCAAAACGUCAUACAGUUCUCAAUGAUGAAAAUGUGGAUACUAAUGUACCAAUAGGAGAUACUGAGUUAACUGAAUUGUCGAACCAUGAAUGCAACGAUAAUGAAGCAGAGUAUGAAUCAACACACGAAAUUUCAAAGCGUACAAGACAGACAACACUGGAAAUGUAUUUACAAAAGAUAAAGAAACAAAAUAUGGAAAAGAAAAAGAAAAUGGAGGAAGCAGUCAAGAAUUCAUUAAAAGCUCCUACAAAAGAAAUAAACCUGUUCAAAGUGCCUGCCCGACCCAAUUUUAUGUCACGACGAGCUGCAAUAAAAACAGUUCAGAAUAAAAAUAAACCAAAGAAUAAGCUGUUUAAAGCAACUAUGAUACCUUUAGAUGAUCUGCCAUCAGAACUAUUGGAAGACAUGAAAUACAAACCACCACCGAGAUUCCAACCUAGAAAUGCGUCUUGGAUUACAAAGCGCCUUUACAAAUUCUUAGAAACCAAAUUAGAGCCCAAGUAUGAUUACAAGACACGUUUACGUUCUGAGAAGUUGGUAGAAACAUUAUACAACUUUACAAAAGAUGUACGGCGACACCCAGUCGCUCCUAACGAUGCUGUCGAACUUCUGAAGCAUGAGAUGGCCAGAUUGGAUGUGGUUAAGACCCACUUUGAGUUUUACCAGUUCUUCCACGACUAUAUGCCUAGAGAGAUAAGAGUAAAGGUUAACCCCGAUGUAGUGAAUGGAAUACCUUUACCAAGACACGGUGUAUUUGCUAAUAUAUUGUGAAAACACUAUCAUAGAUUGAUAGCAUGCGAAGAUCAUGUCAUCGAGGAGCAUGUUACGUUGAAUGGAGAUAUACUAUUGUUCUUACACCUCCCGCAAAUUCACGCCGAUGACGUCUCAUGUGUUAAUUUUUUAAAUGGAAAAGAAUAACUGUUA
Achroia grisella is the source of this 4098-nucleotide messenger RNA. Its product is annotated as interaptin-like. The record is from RefSeq and is a predicted model, not a curated record. NCBI's taxonomy places the organism in Eukaryota, Metazoa, Arthropoda, Insecta, Lepidoptera, Pyralidae. Bases 166 to 3945 code for a protein of 1259 amino acids. The transcript has 7 exons.